Candidula unifasciata is the source of this 1319-nucleotide messenger RNA. Lineage: Eukaryota; Metazoa; Mollusca; Gastropoda; Stylommatophora; Geomitridae. The record is from the annotation of a GenBank genome assembly.
CACUGAGUCUUGGGAUUACCCUGUUGUGUCUGUCCAGUGCACAUGCAUUCUAUGGACCCGGGGAUGAUGUUGUUGAACUCACACCCAGCAAUUUCCACAAAAAUGUCAUAGAUGGUAAAGAACUCUGGCUGGUGGAAUUCUAUGCUCCUUGGUGUGGACACUGUCAAUCUCUAACCCCUGAGUGGAAGAAAGCAGCUUCAGCUCUCAAGGGCAUUGUGAAGGUGGGAGCCGUCAAUGCUGAUGAGCAUCAGGGCCUGGGAGGUCAAUAUGGAGUUCAGGGCUUCCCUACAAUCAAGAUAUUUGGAGCUGAUAAAUUUAAACCCACAGAUUACCAGGGUGGACGUACAGCUCAGGCCAUUGUUGAUGCUGCCUUGAAUGCUGUGAAUAGUUUGGUAAAAUCCAGGCUGUCUGGCAAAAGUGGAAGUAGUAGUGGUGGUGGUGAUGGAAGCAAGAGUUCCGGAUCUGGCAGUGGCGACAGCAAAGAUGUGAUUGAACUGACAGACAGCAACUUUGAAUCGCUAGUUCUCAAGAGCCAGGACAUGUGGUUGGUGGAGUUCUUUGCCCCGUGGUGUGGGCAUUGCAAGAACCUGGCACCUCACUGGGCAUCAGCUGCCACUGAACUGAAAGGCAAGGUGAAGCUGGGAGCUCUGGAUGCUACUGUGCACACGGUUACAGCCAAUAGAUAUGGGGUCAGGGGAUAUCCCACGAUUAAAUUCUUCCCAUCUGGUAAGAAAGAUGGAGAAGCAGUUGAAUAUGAUGGGGGCAGGACCUCAGGUGAUAUUGUUCGCUGGGCCCUUGAUAAACUAGCAGAGAAUGUGGCGCCACCAGAGAUUCUUCAGCUGACGGACGACUCUGUACUACACACAGCUUGCGAUGAACAUCAGCUCUGCAUCAUCUCCGUGCUGCCUCAUAUCCUCGACUGCCAGUCUAAGUGCAGGAAUGACUACCUCAGUGUUCUGAGGAAGCUGGGAGAAAAGUACAAGAAGCAGCUGUGGGGGUGGGUGUGGGCGGAGGCUGGGCAGCAUCUAGCACUUGAGGAAAGUCUUGAUAUUGGUGGAUUUGGUUACCCUGCCCUGGCAGCUGUCAAUUCUAGAAAAAUGAAGUUUUCACUUCUAAAGGGCUCCUUCAGUGAAAGUGGCAUUAAUGAGUUUUUAAGGGACCUCUCUUACGGUAAAGGAUCGACGGCUCCCUUGAAAAACGCCAAGUUGCCCAAAAUAGAGACAGUCGAGCCAUGGGAUGGAAAAGAUGGAGUGCUGGAAGUGGAGGAUGAUGAUGUCAGCGACGUGGACCUUGAGGAUCUGGACAAGGAUGAGUUGUGA